AUGGAGAGUCUCAGCAUGGCCGCGAGGGCUGGUCCCCGUAUCCUAUCAUCUGCCGCCGCACGACCCACGUCAUUCGCGGCUCUCAAGCUGUCGCAACAGAGCGUGCGAUGCGCUUCUGGGGGCUCCGGCUCAUCUGACCUCAAGAAGACUCCCCUGUACGACUUCCACGUCGCCAACGGUGGAAAGCUGGUUCCCUUUGCUGGAUACUCGCUUCCAGUGCAGUACUCAAACCUCUCACUUGCUCAGUCUCACCACUUCACCCGCGAACACGCCUCGCUCUUUGACGUGAGCCACAUGGUGCAGCACAUCUUCAAGGGCAAGGAUGCAGCUGCGUUCCUCGAGAAGCUGACUCCCUCGGAUUGGACCAACCAGGGUGUCAUGCAGAGCAAGCUAACCACUUUCCUCUGGCCUGGCACUGGAGGCAUCGUGGAUGACUCGGUUGUUACCAGAAUCGGCGAGGAUACUUACUAUGUUGUCACCAACGGAGCCUGUCUCGACAAGGACACCGAGUAUCUCGACGAGCAGCUUGGCAAGUUCGGUGGUGACGUUCAGUGGUCUCGCCUGGACAACUCCGGCCUUGUUGCCCUGCAGGGGCCUCAGAGCGCUGAGAUUCUCAACGAAGUCCUCGCCAGCGACGUUGAUCUUACAAAAAUCCACUUUGGCAACGCCGUCUGGGCUGAACUGAAGCUCGCUGAUGGUAGCAAAACUCACCCCGUCCUCAUCAGCCGAGGUGGUUACACCGGAGAGGACGGUUUUGAGAUCUCCUUCAACGGUAAGGACUAUCCCGCCUUUGAGACAACAACUCCCGCCAUCCAGGCUCUCAUGAGCAAGGCUGGCCCAGAGCGUCUACAGCUUGCCGGUCUAGGCGCCCGCGACUCCCUCCGUCUCGAAGCGGGCAUGUGCCUCUACGGCCACGACCUCGACGACACCACAACACCCGUCGAGGCCGGUCUAAGCUGGAUCAUCCCACCUGCGCGCCGCGAGGCCGGCGGCUUCCACGGUGCCGAGGUCAUCAUCCCCCAGCUCACGCCCAAGAGCAAGGGCGGCUCGGGCGUCGAGCGACGACGCAUCGGACUCUACGUCAACGGAGCCCCCGCUCGCGAGGGCGCCGAGAUCCACAAGGACGGCGAGAAAAUCGGCGUCAUCACGAGCGGCGUGCCGAGCCCCACGCUGGGCAAGAACAUCGCCAUGGGAUACAUCAAGAGCGGCAACCAAAAAGCCGGCACCGAGGUGGAUGUUGUUGUGCGCGGCAAGGCACGCAAGGGCACGGUGACCAAGAUGCCUUUCAUCCAGACCAAGUACUGGAAAGGUACUGCGCCAGCUUAA
This is a messenger RNA of Fusarium sp. VM40, 1326 nucleotides long. The record is from the annotation of a GenBank genome assembly. NCBI's taxonomy places the organism in Eukaryota, Fungi, Ascomycota, Sordariomycetes, Hypocreales, Nectriaceae.